Molecule: messenger RNA, 603 nt
Organism: Sceloporus undulatus (fence lizard)
Lineage: Eukaryota; Metazoa; Chordata; Lepidosauria; Squamata; Phrynosomatidae
Gene: PHPT1
Product: phosphohistidine phosphatase 1
Exons: 3
Coding region: 51-416 (121 amino acids)
Biological process (GO): peptidyl-histidine dephosphorylation
Cellular component (GO): cytosol
Molecular function (GO): protein histidine phosphatase activity
Source: RefSeq, a predicted model, not a curated record
GCUGAUGCGGGGCGCGCGCUUUGCGCCGUUCAUUCCCUCAGGCGGCGGCCAUGGCGGCGGGAGGAGGCUUAGACCGCGUCCCAGACGUCGACAUCGACCCUGACGGCGUCUUCAAGUACGUCCUGAUUCGCGUCACGCCGGAGGGGGCGGGGCCUUCCAAAGACGUCGUGCGCGGAUACGCUUGGGCCGAGUAUCACGCUGACAUCUUUGAGCGCGUGGCGGAGGAGCUGGAGAGGCUGGGCCUGCGCUGCCAGUGCCUGGGAGGCGGACGCAUCGACCACCAGAGCGGCGCCAAGAAGAUCCGCGUCUAUGGCUACUCCGUGGGUUUCGGCCGAGCCAAACACUCCGUUUCCACAGAGAAGCUGAAGGCCGCUUUCCCGGACUACCAGGUCAGCUGGUCCGACGAAGGCUACUGACUGCUGUCCUGGAGAGGAGGAGGAGCAGGAGGAGGUCUCCCCGCUGGACCGGACCAGACCGGGCUGCAGCCCUGGACACCCUGAGACUGGACAGUGGGGUUUGGUUCCCAUUUGGGAAGGGCAGUGGGGCAGAGGAGGGUGCCUCUCAGUCCUUGCCCUGGAGAAAUAAAUCCGCCUCUGGCACCGA